AUGGAUUCAUCUGUUGGUGGUGGUGGUCAUGGCGGAAAGAGACUUGGUGCUGGAAGACCUACAAUGCAACAGGAGAAAAUACUGAAAGCUGAACAUAAAACUGCAGCAUCACGUGCACGAUGGAGUGCAUAUGAAGCUCGUCAACAUCUAAUAGGAUUACGUUCUGAAUUAUUGAAUCCAACAGGAAGAUCAUAUGGUCUUGAAGAAAAUAAACUUGCAUUAUUAUUUGUACUUGAUUUAAUGGUUGAAGAAAGAAUGAACAAAACAGAGGCAUGUGAACAUGUCGCUAAACGUUUACAUCGUGGUCAUCAAUUAUUAUAUCAACUUAUUAAUCAUUUUCUGGAACAUCGAGAAAUCAUUGAGAUUGAUAGUGCUAAUCGUGGUCAUGGUUCACCAACAUAUGUGCACACAUUUUAUCAUCUCUCUGCCGAACAUAUAUCAUCAAUUGGUGUGUUUAUUAUAACUGAACAGCAAGAAGGUACCGGUAGUACAACAACAUCUGUUGCACAACAUUUAAAAUUAACGUUUAACAUUGAUAUAUGUCGCAAUACGUUAAUUUAUACAUUACAUCGUUUAGGUUACCAAUUUGGUCGUGGUCAUGUAAUUAGUGGUAACCCAUUACAAGAUAAAAGACCACGUAUAAGACAAUUUAUUAUUGAUUAUGCUAAUGCAUUAAAAGCUGAAGAACAUGGUAACAAUGUUAUUGCUUAUAUGGAUGAAUCUUAUGUUAAUACGAGACAUGCAUUAAAUGGUACUUGGUAUGAUGCAAGUCAACCAAUUGGUAAUAAAUUGAUACGAGGGACUGGAAAAGGAGCUCGACUGAUUAUUAUACAUGCUAUGACCAAAUACGGUUUAUUACAUCAUAGUCAUGAAAAAGGUGCUGCCGGUGCUGAACAAACAGCUGAAUUGAUAUGGAGUGCUGAUAAAGCAAAUGGUGAUUAUCAUAAAAAUAUGGAUAGUACCAAUUUCCUUUUAUAG
Messenger RNA from Rotaria sp. Silwood1, 978 nucleotides. NCBI's taxonomy places the organism in Eukaryota, Metazoa, Rotifera, Eurotatoria, Philodinida, Philodinidae. The record is from the annotation of a GenBank genome assembly.